Monopterus albus (swamp eel) is the source of this 1578-nucleotide messenger RNA. It is a transcript of the gene eef1g, whose product is annotated as eukaryotic translation elongation factor 1 gamma. Lineage: Eukaryota; Metazoa; Chordata; Actinopteri; Synbranchiformes; Synbranchidae. Gene Ontology annotation, biological process: translational elongation. Gene Ontology annotation, cellular component: cytoplasm; nucleus. The coding region runs from base 70 to 1383 and encodes 437 amino acids. The transcript is spliced from 10 exons. The record is from RefSeq and is a predicted model, not a curated record. Gene Ontology annotation, molecular function: translation elongation factor activity.
GCGCACGUCUUCUUGCCGUAAAUACGUCAGCCGUGCGCGCCCUCGGUCUUUCUUUCUCUCGUCCUGAAGAUGGCGGCAGGGAGUCUGUACACAUAUCCAGAGAACUGGCGGGCUUUUAAGGCCCAGAUUGCAGCCCAGUACAGUGGUGCUCGCCUCAAAGUUGCAAGCAACACCCCUGCCUUCACCUUCGGGCAGACGAACCGUAGUCCUGCCUUCCUCAGCAACUUCCCUCUGGGCAAGGUACCUGCCUUCGAGGGGGAUGACGGCUUCUGUCUAUUUGAGAGUAAUGCCAUUGCUCACUACCUAAGCAAUGAUGCCCUGCGUGGUGCCACUCCCCAGGCUGCAGCCCAGGUGCUGCAGUGGGUGAGCUUUGCUGACUCAGAGAUCAUCCCUCCAGCCAGUGCAUGGGUCUUCCCCACUCUGGGAAUCAUGCAGUUCAACAAGCAGGCCACAGAGCAGGCCAAGGAGGAUGUGAAGCGGGUUCUUGCAGUGCUGAAUCAACAUCUGAACACCCGUACGUACCUUGUGGGGGAGAGGGUCAGCCUUGCUGACAUCACUGUGGUCUGCUCCAUGCUCUGGCUCUACAAACAGGUCCUUGAGCCUUCUUUCCGUCAGCCAUACCCCAAUGUGACCCGCUGGUUUGUCACCUGUGUCAACCAGCCCCAGUUUAAGGCUGUCCUUGGAGAGGUCAAGCUGUGUGAAAAGAUGGCUCAGUUUGAUGCCAAGAAGUUUGCUGAGAUGCAGCCCAAAAAAGAGACUUCUUCUAAGAAAGAGAAGGGAGGAAAGGAGGCAGCGAAGCCCCAGGAGAAGAAGGAAAAGAAAAAGGAAGAGAAGAAGCCUGCCCCAGAAGAGGAGAUGGAUGACUGUGAUGCUGUUUUGGCAGCUGAGCCCAAAGCCAAGGACCCCUUUGCACACCUGCCAAAGAGCACAUUUGUCAUGGAUGAAUUCAAGAGGAAAUAUUCCAAUGAGGAUACCCUGACAGUAGCACUACCCUACUUCUGGGAGCACUUUGACCGUGAGGGGUACUCUAUUUGGUAUGGCCUGUACAAAUACCCUGAGGAGCUUACGCUUGCCUUUAAGAGCUGCAACCUUAUCACAGGUAUGUUCCAGCGCCUGGACAAACUUAGAAAGAAUGCCUUUGCCAGCGUCAUCUUGUUUGGCACAAACAAUGACAGCAGCAUCUCCGGUAUCUGGGUCUUCAGAGGCCAGGACUUGGCCUUCACUCUGUCUGAAGACUGGCAGAUCGACUACGAAUCAUAUGACUGGCGCAAGCUGGAUCCAGACAGUGAGGAGUGCAAGACCAUGAUAAAGGAGUACUUUGCCUGGGAGGGAGACUUCAAGCAUGUGGGCAAACCCUUCAACCAGGGCAAGAUCUUCAAGUGAGAAGAUGCUGGAACGUCUGAACGAAGGCACUCUGUGCUUCUGCUCUCCAAAACUUUAAACCUACUGACUCUAAGCCACCAUGUGCUUAAUUAACUGCAAGAAUGACUUGGAAUGACAGUGUUUUGAAGGCGAGUGAAUUUUCUGUGGCCCCAGACUGGUUUGUUUGACCGAAAUAAAACAUUUUCCACAAUGGUA